GAUUGGAUAUUACCGAUGAUUGCCCGCGCCUUUUCGAGGUGGUGUUAUGUGUCUGUCAGAUGUUUUGCGGAAACAUGUUUUGUCAAACAUGGAGUUGCAGCAGUACUUAACAGCAUGUUAUUGGGCCGACAAACUUGUUUGUUUGGAAAAAUAUCGUUCAGAAGAUGUAUUGCUUUAUGCCAAAGCCCUGUAUUAUAGUCGACAAUAUCAUCGUGCAAUAGCUUUAAUUCAAAAUUGUAAGGAGUUAAAACAAUCACUUGUUUGUCGUUAUUUCAUUGCCCAGUGUUAUUACGCUUGCUCAGAAUACAAAAAGGCUCUUGAAUUUCUCGAACAGUCUGAUUGUAAUUCUACCGAUUUCAAUUCUAAUGUGACGUCACUGGUUGCUGGUUCUUUAUCUAAACAACUAUGUAUAUCAACAGACUGUCAGAAUGCUGUAAAUGAUGAUUCCACAAAACAAUCGAAUACUGUAUCAGACAGUUUGAUAAGCGGUUUUACUACAGAACAACUUCAUAGUAGUAUUGCAUUAUUGAAGGGAAAGUUAUAUGAAUUAAUGGAAAAUAGAUCUUUGGCAAUGCAAUUUUAUAAAGAAGCUUUACUUCUUGACGUAACAUGUUAUGAAGCUUUCGAAAAACUUGUACACUUUCAAUCAAUUAGCUCAGAAGAAGAGUCUGCUUUGCUGACCGAACUGAACUUCGCUGAUCAUCUCAAUCCGUUGAUGAGCAAAUUGGCUGAAUUUCUUUACAAAGAUAAACUAAACAAGAAUUCAGCAUCAGAAACUAAGGUACCUGGUGAAUUUGACUCAUUGACCAACAAUGUCGACGUUAUUGUUAAUAAAGCUGGACGUAUGUUAGAUGUUUGUCGAUUUCAGGAAUGCUACGAUAUUACAUCCAGAUUAAUGCAAUCAGAUCCAUAUAAUUUAGCAUGUUUACCAAUUCAUAUUUCUGUUUUAAAAGAAUUAGAAAAAGCAAAUGAGUUAUUCAAAGUAUCUCAUAAACUUAUGGAUGUGUAUCCGUCAAGUGCACUUGCCUGGUUUGCGGUGGGUUGUUACUAUCUGUGCAUUAAAAAGAAUGAACUUGCAAGACGACAUCUUGUGAAGGCUUCACAAUUAGAUAGAAGAUAUGGUCCUAUAUGGCUUACACUUGGGCAUGCAUUUGCUGCUGAUGGUGAACAUGAUCAAGCUAUUGCUUCUUAUUGUACAGCUGCUCAAGUUAUUCGAGGUUCUCAUAUUCCUAUUAUGUAUAUUGGUAUUGAAUACAGUGCUAGCAAUAAUCGCAAUCUAGCUGAACGAUUUCUUAAUCAAGCCUAUUUAAUUAGUCCAAGUGAUCCUUUUGUUUUACAUGAACUGGGGACAUUGGCCUUUGAAUCGCAAAAAUAUGUAGAUGCUACAAGAUUCUUGGUUCGAGCUUAUGAAAGGGCUUGUGAAUUAAGUGGACAAGUUCCUUCGCCUUUCUGGGAGCCUCUUGUUAAUAAUUUAGCACAUUCCUAUAGGAAAAUGGGGUAAAUCAAAUUUUAUCUGUAAUAUUGUCAGUUGAAAACUCCCACAAUUUAGUAGAUAUAAGCAGACCAUAUUUAUUGAUAUUUGUUUAAGUGUUGUUAAAUAAGAUGUAAUUGUACUUGAGAAUAUGAUGUAAGUGUAGUGUUAUUUAGUUAUAUGUGAAAAACAUUAUUUGCCUAACUAAUAACACAUGUGUAAAGCAGAAUAACGGUUAUUCUCGGCAGUAAAAUAUUUUGUUAAGUAAUCACGCGAACAUAAACGCAAAAGUGUCAAUAAAGAUACAUCCGUAGUGUUAUUUAGUUGAAAUUUUAUACAAGUAAACUUCGUAUCACAAUCGCUUGAGAAAUAAUACCCUUACUCAAAUUUCACGAAAUAUUGUCGCAAUAACAAUAGUGUUAAUAAGCUCACACUUUCUUGUAAUAAGGAAUAUGACUAUGAUUCUUUGUCUGAAUCAGUCAAAAAUGCUUAAAUCUAUCUUGAAUCACCUGACCAGUCUGUGUAUGUUUUUCAUCGUGGCAUUUCCAUUUUCGGUCAUUAUGAUUAUUUGUAGAUAAUCAGGACAAAAAGUAAUACAUAUGAUUGUUGAGUGUAUUGAUAUAUUUAGUGUGUGACUGACUACUUAGUUCGCUGUGCUUUUACAUAAAUAUGUUAAAACCCUUUUAUUUGAACUGAGUUAUAGACUUUACAGCCAAGCAAUAGCUAUGCACGAACUUUCACUUCGCUUAGUGCCUGAGUCUCCAACAACACUUGCAUGUUUGGCAAUGUUGCAUGCAAUCAAUGGCAACCUUGAAGUUGCAGUAGACUAUCUUCAUCGGUCUGUUGGGGUCCAACCAUCGAGCUGUGGGUCUACUUCUAGCAAUGUGGCUUCUACAAUGCUGAAUGUAUGUAUUGAAGCGUUAACGGGAAAAGGAAUUUAUGCUUCAAAUCAUAAAGUUGGAAAAGAUAUUCCAGAUACUCUUCCUGAACACCUUAUGACUGCUGCUGGACCAGGAAGUCUCCCAGGAUCCAACCGAAUUCGUUUUAAAAUGGCAUCAAGUGAAACUUUAAAGCCCAACAAAUCGGUGCUUCAGUUGGAUGUUAAUUAUAGAGAAAAAUCUGCUAACGCUCCUAACAUAUCGCUGCACACAAGCGAUGAAGAUGUGUCCAUGGACCUUGGUUAACUCCUUGGUUUUAUAUAACUGAUUGCGAUUGUCUACAUAAUAACCAUCUACUCUUUUGUAACUAGAUGUAAAACAAGACUAAGCUUUACACAUGUUUUUUAUGUCAUUAGUUCUCAGGGAUUCAAAUUUUCUAAGUAUAACAUCUACCUUUCUCGUCUUUACGAUUGUAUUCACGUAGAUUCGUUUUAUCCUUAUAAUUCAGUCAUAGCUGUCACUCUGAUAUAGUGGUCAUCUCUACCUAUAUUAUUUCUUAAAGCAAUUGAUACUAUAGCAUAAAUAAUUUCGAGUUGAUUUUCAACCGGAAAACAAAGUCAUGCUGCUGUAUGAUCACAUACUUGAAGGUUUAAUUUAAAUUUGAAGGUCAACGAUUUACUUCUUCG
Schistosoma spindalis is the source of this 3035-nucleotide messenger RNA. The record is from the annotation of a GenBank genome assembly. Lineage: Eukaryota; Metazoa; Platyhelminthes; Trematoda; Strigeidida; Schistosomatidae.